Prunus armeniaca (apricot) is the source of this 1116-nucleotide messenger RNA. NCBI's taxonomy places the organism in Eukaryota, Viridiplantae, Streptophyta, Magnoliopsida, Rosales, Rosaceae. The record is from the annotation of a GenBank genome assembly.
AUGGAUUUUCCUUACAAUCUACCACUACUCCUAGGAAAGCAAAUAAAGGUAUUGAAAGUGCAUUACAGGAAAAUAAAGUUUGCUUCGUGGGAGGUUUUUGGUUUGGUGUUUGAACCCUUUGAAUGUAGUCUUGAGCUUCGUAUUUAUAGGAGUCCUGGAGGGACAAUCGAGGCCGAAAAGACCUGCGUGGUGGAGCUUGAUCAGGGCAAGUGGGUAGUCAAAUCGGCAUUUGGGAUCGUGAAGCAUGGUGGUGUGACCCCCAUAAAUCCUGGUUGGUCGGCGCAUUUAAUGAGCAACCACGUCUUGCAGGCCAUCAUUGCCCAAACUUGCGCGAGCCGUCAUUUCGUCUCGUUAAAUGAAACGACGGCUUCUGGGCUUCCGACACGUCAUCGCGCACGCGAGCACACUGUCAGACAGUUACAAUCCUCAAACGCCCAAACUCUGCCGAACCAUUUCAUCAAUCCAUCAACCCUUCUAAAACCCCAAAUCUCAGCACUCCAUCUCGUUGAACUCUUCACCCCUUUUUCUGAGUGCUCGGUUCCCUCCAUUCUAACCUACUCUGAUGGCCCCCCUGUAGCUUUUCCAAAACCGAGGUUGAGCCAUAUUCGCCGAUCCUCGCAUCGUGGCCUGAUCCAGAUGGUUUUUCCUCUCCUGCUGUCCACCAACUAUCCUUCGUCUUGGAAAGUCGACGUGGGCCAAGGCCAUGGUGUGGCCAAGAUUCUUUCCGGUCCCUGGGGGAGGAUGACCUUCCUCCUUAUGAGGCUGUGGAGAAACUGUAAUGCGAUUGAUGAAGAUGGGAGGGCCUGGUAUGAUGAUUACAACUUGGCCACGUCUGUUUGGCUUAGCACCUCGGUUGCACCCAUGGUCGGAGUGACGGUCCUGGCUUCACCCAGCCACAGUUGUGCCCAGAAUGACGGCCCUGGCCAUGACCGGAGUGACGGCCCUGAUUGCAACCCGGUUUCACCCAUGCCCAGAGUGACGGCCUCGCCCAUGGUCAGAAUGACGGCCCUGACUUUAGCCGGCUACACCCGUGUCCUGAGUGACGGCCUCGGCCAUGGCCUGGGUGACGGCCUUGGCCUCAACCCGGUUUCACCCAUGUCCAGAGUGACGGCCUAG